Molecule: messenger RNA, 3027 nt
Organism: Spinacia oleracea (spinach)
Lineage: Eukaryota; Viridiplantae; Streptophyta; Magnoliopsida; Caryophyllales; Amaranthaceae
Product: cytochrome P450 736A117-like
Exons: 2
Coding region: 1350-2915 (521 amino acids)
Molecular function (GO): iron ion binding; monooxygenase activity; oxidoreductase activity, acting on paired donors, with incorporation or reduction of molecular oxygen
Source: RefSeq, a predicted model, not a curated record
UGCUGUGACUUCUGUUCAUAAGAUUUGCAACGUUACCACAUCUUUUGGCUGUCUAGUAGAGAAGUUAUCUUCCCAAAAUGCACAAGUAGUGCAUCAAUGCUGUAUUUGCAUCUAGGUGACACUGUUUAGCCAAAGGUGUUGUCCUGUAAGGUUUCAUUAACAAAUGUUAAUGUUGGAAAUUAAGAUCCGACCUUGCAUGCAUGUUUCUUCAAGAAUCAAGUGUCUAGUAAAAUCUAGUUAGAGGCCGGAAUACUUUCUCAAAUUGGAUUUGGUUUGAGGAAAAAUGAAUGCUUCUUCCAGAAUCCGAGUGUCUGGUAAAAUCCCUGUUUGAGUUAGGGUAGUAGUGUCUAACGUCCCUUCAGGCAUAUACCACAAGGCUCUUCCUAGAGUAUCUUUGUUGGAAUCCUGUAAGAUUCUCUCUCCCCUCUCCCUCGCUUAGUUCUUUGGAGCGUUCCCUUAAUUUGGUAUCAAAUAUUUGUUAUGGUAUGGUUGCAAUCACGGACUCACGGGCAAUGUGGAUGAUGGUUGUGGCAAGUACAAAACCGUUACAAUGAGGUCGCAAAUUGACCUGUGACUUGACCCGAAAUAAUCCAAACCUGAAUGUGACCAAACCCAAACCUCUCUCGUGAAUGGUUUAAUUUUAAAAAUAUACUUAGCAUUAUUUUAGCCCCUCUCAAGUAAAAUCUGGUUCUACCCCCGGCUUUGUUUACAUUUAGAGUCUUUUAGAAUAACCUCUGCCGUGAGUUAGUCAUCGAAUCAUAAUCUUAGUUCAGUUAAAGAGAGCCCGAGCUUUGGCCCUUGUGAGAUGGAGAAGCAAUUAUUGAAAAAUGUUCAUUUAUUGCUACAACGAGUUGACAUUGACAGGUUACUAGAGGACACUGUAAUUCUGUAAAUGCAUUAAUUAUCAGCAUGCCAUUUCUUGGAUAACAAUAAUAUGAUCAAUCAUCAUGUCUUAGUAAUAACAAAACUCGUAGAUAUUUUCUGUCUCUUCCUACACAUAGUAAAUGGUAGAUUCCUUGUUUUGUUUGUACAAGAUCUCUCUUUAUUUUCCUUUUUUUUCUUUUGGUGCGGAUGAGCCACGCUGGCAAUCAAAUUACAGGUGGGGCUUUGAACCUGUAACGCAGUCCUUCAGUCUUAAGUACUAAGCUAAGACCUCAUUGGUAUGAGGGGCUUUGAACCUACGUACACAAUCCUUCAGUCUUAACCUCUAGGCUAAGACCUCAUUGGUACGGGAUCCCUCUUUUAUAAGUAGCUUGAAUGCGUGAGUACCCCCUCAUCUUCACGCUUCUAACUUUUAAGCUUGUUUAAUCAAUCUCAUUCCUCCAUUAUACUCGACUCCUAGAGAAGCAAUGAUUAAUUUGUUUCUACAAUUCUGGCAAAUUCUCUUUAUCUAUCCUUUCUUCCUCCCUUUCUUAAUCUCUCUAAUUUUUUUGUACAAGAGUCUCUCUACAGGUCCUGCCACUGGAAAAAACCUCCCACCCUCGCCGCCAAAGCUGCCAUUCAUAGGUAACAUUCAUCAGCUAAGUCAGUCACUUCACCGUGACUUUGUAUCAUUGUCUGAGCGAUAUGGUAAGCUUAUGUUGCUUCACAUCGGCAGCAAACCUACCCUUGUUGUCUCGUCAGUAGAUGCAGUCCGAGAAAUCACAAAGACUCAUGACUUGAUCUUCUCCAACAGGCCUAAAUCCCGUACUGCCACUAGAUUUUUCUAUGACAACAAGGAUGUGGCUUUUGCUCCUUAUGGAGAUCAUUGGAGGCAGAUGAAAAGUAUCUGCGUUAUGCAGCUCUUGAGUAACAAAAAAGUUGAAUCAUUCAGAAAAAUUAGACAAGAGGAAGUUGCUUAUGUUGUUGAAAAGAUAAGCAGAUCUCAUGCUUCAUUGGUAAAUUUGAGUGAGAUUAUUGUCACAUUCACAAAUGAUGUAAUAUGCCGGGCAGCUUUUGGUAGGAAGUAUAGCAGUAAUCAUGAAGGAGGUAUCGAUUUUAGGGAGCUUGUGAAUGAAGCCAUGGAAUUACUUCUGGUUUUUAGUCUGGGGGAGUUCAUACCUUUGCUAAGUUGGGUGGAUCGAGUUAGGGGUUUGGAUAGUCGAGUGGAAAAUGUAGCAAAAAAACUCGAUGAGUUCCUUGAAACAGUAGUACAAGAUCACCAAUCUCCUCAAAAAAGCUCUAAGAAAAGCCUUAGUUCUGAGUCUGAUGAUGAUGGGAACAACGGGAAAAACUUUGUGGACAUUUUGCUUGAAUAUCAGAGAGAAAACAAGGAUGCUCUUGAAAUGGACAGUAUCAAAGCCGUUUUAUUGAAUAUGUUUUUUGCUGGGACUGAAACGAUUUACACACUGCUAGAAUGGAUGAUGAGCGAGCUGAUUAGGCAUCCCAGAAUUAUGAAAAAAGUGCAAGAAGAAAUCAGAGAAAUUGUCGGAGGUAAAGGCCGUAGGAAGGUAUGUGAGGAUGAUUUGGAGAAACUAAACUACUUAAAAGCGGUGAUAAAGGAGGCAAUAAGGCUACACCCUCCUGCUCCUUUGUUGAUGUUUCGAGAACCAUCUCAAGAUGUCAAAAUUGAUGGUUUUGACAUAGCUAAAGGGACACAAGUGAUUAUCAAUGCAUGGGCAAUUCAGAGAGACCCAGCUAUUUGGGAAGAACCUGAGGAGUUUCGUCCCGAAAGGUUCUUAAACAGCAAUGAUACAUCAUAUGAUUUCAGGGGACAAAAUGUUCAACUUAUUCCGUUUGGAGCGGGUAGAAGGAUGUGUCCUGGAAUAUCUUUUGCGAUGGUUAAUGCCGAGCUUAUAGCUGCGAAUUUACUCUACGAGUUUGAUUGGAAGAUGCCUGGUGGAGAGGAAUGUGGGAAGUUAGAUAUGGCUGAAAGUGUAGGUAUUACAACUCACAAGCGACUUCCUCUUAUGCUUAUUGCAACUCCUUAUAAAUAAGACAUUUAUUUUAUUGUUAUUGAAUAAAAACUUGUAUUCUAGCACACUCUCAAGCUUAUUAAUCACAAUGGUCUAACGACAAAAGGCGAAUGAUGGAGACAGAAUUCGAUCA